Rosa rugosa (rugosa rose) is the source of this 1440-nucleotide messenger RNA. RefSeq names its product pectin acetylesterase 10-like. The record is from RefSeq and is a predicted model, not a curated record. Gene Ontology annotation, biological process: cell wall organization. NCBI's taxonomy places the organism in Eukaryota, Viridiplantae, Streptophyta, Magnoliopsida, Rosales, Rosaceae. Gene Ontology annotation, cellular component: plant-type cell wall. Gene Ontology annotation, molecular function: pectin acetylesterase activity. Bases 26 to 1225 code for a protein of 399 amino acids. The transcript has 12 exons.
UUGAAGCAGAGGAAGAUCAAGAGCCAUGCUGAAGUUCUUGUGGGUUUGCAUUGUAAUAGCAACUUUUUUCAGCAACUGGGUUGAUGGGUUUGUUCAGUACAGCCAUGAAGGAGAUCCCAAGACUGAAAUCAUUAAUAACACUCUGAUGGUAUCACUAACCCUCAUUCAAGGAGCUGAUGUCAAAGGAGCAGUCUGCUUGGAUGGAACAUUACCUGCUUAUUAUUUUCAUCGGGGACACGGGUCAGGGAAAAAGAGUUGGCUCGUUCACUUUCAGGGAGGAGGAUGGUGUGGCAACGUCACGGACUGUGUUGCUCGCAAGAAAACGCAGCUCGGAUCAUCAAAUUUCAUGCUACCAGAGACAGGAUUCACCGGAAUACUAAGCUAUAAAGCUGAAGAAAAUCCAGAUUUCUUCAACUGGAAUAGAGUAAUGCUUCCCUCUUGUGACGGUGCUUCUUUUUCUGGGGACAGUGAAAAUAAGGAAGAACAACUGCAAUUUAGAGGACAUCGCAUUUGGUUGGCUGCAAUGGAAAAAUUGAUGUCAUUGGGCAUGCGCCACGCCAAGAAGGCUCUUAUUUCUGGUUGCUCUGCUGGAGGUCUGACAUCUAUUUUGCACUGUGAUAAGUUCCGGGGAUUAUUUCAAAGAAAUACUAAAGUGAAGUGCCUCAGUGAUGCUGGAUUUUUCCUUGACUCGGUUGACAUAUCUGGUGCACCAACAUUCAGGAAUUUUUUCAGUAAUGUUGUAAGCUUGCAGGGGGUGAAAGAAAAUCUGCCACACUUUUGUACUAGUCGCCUCGAUCCUACUUCGUGCUUCUUCCCUCAGAACUUACUCGCCGGCAUUAAAACCCCGCUGUUUAUACUUAACUCAGCAUAUGAUUCUUUUCAGUUCCAAUUCAGCUUAGUUCCAGCAUCAGCUGAUCCCAACGGCUUAUGGAACAGUUGCAAAUUAAACGUUACCAACUGUUCCCCAACUCAGUUGCAUAUUCUGCAAGGAUUCAGGAGUCAAAUGCUACAGGCACUAAAGCCAUUCUCAAAGUCUAAUCAAAAUGGGAUGUUUAUAGAUUCAUGCUAUGCACACUGUCAGUCUCAGUUUCAGCUAACGUGGUAUGCUGCCAAUUCUACAAUCAUUGGAAACAAGAGAAUCUCGCAGUCCGUCGGAGAUUGGUAUUUCGACCGUGCAGAAGUUAAGGUCGUUGAUAAAAGUUGCCACCAUUUGGUUCCCCAAUGAGCAAAGUUCUAUCAAAUGGCUUAUUUGCAUUACAUGGUCAUCAGUUCGCUUUAUGCUAAAUAAGAGAGUAUAGAUAACCCAGCAGGUGAUACUGUAAAAGUGUGAAUGAUCAGCCAAAUUGAUAGAACUUUGUAAUGCAAUUGAAAUAGUGGAGAACUACAAGAAGAAAUAAAAUGAAUAAAUCAAUAGCAAUACCACAAUAGAACAUGAAAAGU